AUGACCGAUCUCGCGCCCCAUCUCGAGCGCCUUGGCCUUGAGCAGUAUCUCGACGCUUUCAUCGGCGAAGGAUUCGACACCUGGGAGACUUUGACAGAUAUUCAAGAGAGUGACUUUGACGCUCUCAAUGUCAAACUCGGCCAUCGCAGGAAGCUUCAGCGGGCAAUCGCUGAAUAUCGAGGCAUCUCUUACGAACGCCUGUUUGGUUCUCCCGCUCAGGAGGGGCUCUCAGAAAGCGGCAGAGGGUUUGAGACUUCCACAGGGCCCCCGUCGGGUCCUGAACGGCCUUCUGGACCCCCUCCUGAGACAAAGCGAAAGUACAGGCGUCAUCCUAAACCGGACGAAAAUGCUCCCGAACGUCCCCCUUCUGCCUACGUGAUAUUUUCGAACAAAGUGAGGGAGGAGGUCAAAGAGCAGAACCUCUCCUUUACCCAAAUAGCCAAGCUUGUCGGCGACCGAUGGCAAAAGUUGGAUCCUUCGGGCAAAGAGCCUUUCGAAGCUCAGGCAAGCACCGCCAAAGAGAAAUACAACAUCCAGCUAUCAGCAUAUCGCAAGACCGAGGAGUACAGAGACUAUAUGGCCUAUCUUUCAGAGUUUAAAGCCAGGCACGGACAGUCAUCGGAAGCAAAGAGGCCCAAGCUGGAGCAGGAAUCCAGCGGCAGCAUCAUCUCUACGAAAUCACUGGAAGGCCACCCCGAAGGAACGACGCAGGCGUCAGGUCAUUUCCGAGGGGGCUCGAUCGGCUCUUCUGCAUCUUCGCCAUUUAUCGGCGGGACAAUUCAUUCCAGCAGUUCGGGAUCGGCGAUGCAACAGCGACCGCAACUACCCUCAUCUCGAAGCGGGACGCCUCCCUCGGUGCAGCAGGGUCGAGAGUAUUUCCGGCCUGGCCUGCUCUCAAGUCAGAGUUCUGUCUCUGAUGAGUCUUCCACGGUCAGGAGUGAAGUUCCUGAUCCACUAAUACGGGCAGCGGGUCUGUCGUUGGGAGCAGGCUCAGGUACGCCCCCUCUACCGGCCCUGCCACCAAGUGCAUCGUCAGUAGAGUCUACAGGGUCGCCUGACCCCCUUGCAAGAUCAAGAUUGUCGUAUUUCGUACAGCAGCAACAACAGCAGCAACAGCAACCACAAGCACCGCUCACGAUUCCUCCUCCGCCGCCCGCCUUCGGGGGUGUCCCGCCCGGACCGAGCCCUCUACUCUACCAGCCCACCUUGCCCUCGCCGACAAUGCAAGAAUCGUCGUGGAGAAAUCGUCCACCGGACUUUCGAGGUUACCAGGAGACACCCAGGGGUGCCCACGCCUCCAUACACCUCCCGAGCCCAGGCAGAGAACAGUUGAGUCCGACUCAGUUGCCGCCGAUCUUGUCCCACGAUCGACCUCCCGACUUCCCUCCAGGCCCGGGACCGAGAACUCUACCGCUUCCUCCUCGAACAGGCUCGAUAGGUACCACUACGCUACUGCAUCUCGGCCGCGCAAUGGACCAACCUCGACCCUUGGCGACUGAACCUCUACAGAUCCGCCCCUCAGGGCGCGAUGAGGGUCGGCCCAGCCUCAAUCGAUCAGAGAGCGAUGCAGCUAACACGUUGGCCGGACUCGCGACAGGGGUCUCCCGCUCUGACGCCACCAAGCCUCGCACCCACCCGCCUCUACCACGCCCGCCACGGCGAUCUCCAUAG
Messenger RNA from Cladophialophora psammophila CBS 110553, 1671 nucleotides. RefSeq lists its product as uncharacterized. The coding region runs from base 1 to 1671 and encodes 556 amino acids. Lineage: Eukaryota; Fungi; Ascomycota; Eurotiomycetes; Chaetothyriales; Herpotrichiellaceae. The record is from RefSeq and is a predicted model, not a curated record. Gene Ontology annotation, molecular function: protein binding. The transcript has 3 exons. Gene Ontology annotation, cellular component: nucleus. Gene Ontology annotation, biological process: regulation of gene expression.